Rotaria socialis is the source of this 1137-nucleotide messenger RNA. The record is from the annotation of a GenBank genome assembly. NCBI's taxonomy places the organism in Eukaryota, Metazoa, Rotifera, Eurotatoria, Philodinida, Philodinidae.
AUGUUUUGUGAACAUCCAACAUGUUCAUUAGAAGCGAAUACAACCUGUAUAUUCCAUUGUCAUUUAACCGUUUGUCAACAACAUCGAUUUGAACAUGAAAAACGACUUUUAAAUAAAAUUGAACAGCAACUCGAUGAGCUUUCAAGUCCUAUCUCGACUUUACUUCAACAGUCUCAAUGUGACCUUAGAAAAUCUGAAGAAUCUCGUCAACAAGAAUUAAAUCUUAUUAAUUCUUUAUUUGAUUCUCGUUUAUUGUCAAUUGAUGAACGUUUAAACUUAGCUAAAACAACAAAUGAAUUAAUAGCAAUUAAACGCGAACAAUUAAUUCAAUGUAAAUGUGGUGCUACUCAACUGACAAAAGAAGAUUAUCAACAAAUAAAAAAUUUAUCAAGUCAAAUACAAAAUAAUCUUCAUGAACAAGAUGAAUUAACAAAUCAAAUACGCAAUUAUAAUUUUAGCAUUAAAUUAUGGCCAAUGGACAAACAAAAUCAUGCCUCAACCGAAAUCGAAUGUAUUGAAAUAUCUGAUUCUGACGAUGAAUUAUUACCAAAUCCGGUAGAUGUUGCUCAUCAAGAUCGAAAUGAAACAAUGGAUAAUACAUCAGUAUGGGAUGCCAAUCAAAUUAUAUCAGAUGAAUUGAAUAAAAAACGUAAAACAGACCUUUGGACACUACGUGAUUUUUGUCCAUUAACAAAAGUUGGUGUAUUCGGUCUAAAUCUAAAUAGUUCACUUGAAGUACCGCGUUUAUGUUCGAGUAUCAACAAUAAACGACGUUAUCUAUAUGUACAUUUCACAAGAACUCAUCGUAUAGAAUCAUCGAUAGCAUUGCAAUUACUAAAAGCUAUUCAAAAUAAUUCAAAUCCAAUGGAAACAAUAAUUUUUCCUCAAGAUAAUUCAAAAGCUUUUGUUGAAAAUAUCAAAUGUCCAUUUGAUAUUACUACAAUAGAAUUUAUGGAAGAAAAUUCUAUACCAAAUACACCGUGCGAUGCUUCGAUUGGUCAUUAUUACUUUAAAAGUCAUUUGCAUACUGUGCAUUCUAUAACGAAGGCUAAUUCAACGUUAAUCUACAAUGCUAUAAAAGAUUAUGGUAAUAUAAGCCAUUUAAAAUUUGACGAAGACUUGUGUGAGGUUGAAUAA